Molecule: messenger RNA, 876 nt
Organism: Letharia lupina
Lineage: Eukaryota; Fungi; Ascomycota; Lecanoromycetes; Lecanorales; Parmeliaceae
Exons: 5
Coding region: 1-876 (291 amino acids)
Biological process (GO): transcription initiation at RNA polymerase I promoter; nucleolar large rRNA transcription by RNA polymerase I
Cellular component (GO): RNA polymerase I upstream activating factor complex; nucleus
Molecular function (GO): RNA polymerase I cis-regulatory region sequence-specific DNA binding
Source: RefSeq, a predicted model, not a curated record
AUGUCUUUACCCACGGAGGUAGAAGCGUCAUUCACGACCAUUAUUGACUCAAUCCUUGCCGCAAGUGAUCUCGACACAAUCUCAGAGAAACGUAUUCGCCAAGGUCUCCAGCAGUCUGUCGAAUAUGAUAUUACGCCCCAGAAGACGGCCAUCAAAGCCCUCAUAAUGAGACGCUUCGACAAGUUCGAUGAGCAGAGAAAAGCGCCUCCACAGACAAACGGCCACGCCAGCGUCAAAGAGGAAUCAUCUGCUUCGCCGCAAACUUUUAGCCACACCAGUGUCAAACAGGGCUCACUUGCGUCACAGCAGACCAAUGGCCACACCACUGUCAAAGAAAAUUCACCUCUGUCGUCGGAGCCUACCCGUAAAGCCACUUCUCAGUCGCCCAAGAAACAUAAACAAGAAAGUGACGAGGAGGAGCUCUCGGAUGUCAAAAAUACUCCCCCUCCUAAGAAGAAGAAGAAAGUAGAGCGCGAUAGCGACGCCGCAUAUGCAGCGAAACUUCAAGCUCAGGAGAACGCUCGCACUAGAUCUACAAGAGGUGGAGGGCCAAAAGCACCGCCACCGAAGAAGAACAAGAAGAGCCCGAAAAAAAAGACAUCGGCAAAGGUGAAGGCAGAAGAUGAUAGUGACAUUGAUGCAUCUGGUUCGGACGUGAAGGAGAAAGUCCGGAGCGACAACGAAAUCAAGUUAUCUCGGCCUCAGACAGUCAAGCGCAUUUGGGCGUACGUGCGGGCUAAGGAUCUUCAAGAUCCCAGUGACAAGCGAAUGAUCCGCUGUGAUGACGCUCUGAGAGCGGUAUUCAAGCAGGACAAGGUGCACAUGUUCACGAUGAACAAGAUCCUGAGUCAGAAUCUGUACGUCCCUGACGAGUGA